AUGACAACCCUCACAUCCACCCACCGUGGGUUCGCCUCUACCAGCUUAACUGUCGCUCCCACACAGAACACCGCACCCGUUCAUGAAUUCCGCUGUCUAUACACCCGCGACCUGCACAAGAAGGCAAAGAAAUGGCACGAUGGCUCCCUACGGUUCCGCACCUUCAACCGACGCGUCAUGGUCUACGACGACGCGAAAAAUUACAUUGGGGAUCUCCACUACAGGCAAGAGGAGGAGUUUGCUGAGGGCGUCGAGAUUCAGCUGGACCGCGGUGUGAUGGUGGAAGUCGGAGAGCGUCUCGGUGAGACUCAGACAGAUUUGGCCCCCAUUCUCGAAAGACCACGUCCAGAGAGGCCCCCUCCACCACAACUGGCAACAACGGCCAUGGCAAGUCGUCCUCUGUCCACGGGCUUCCCCCAAAGGCCAAAGUCGCUGUUAGAAGUGCUGGGACCGUCUCAGGGCCGCCUGGGACGUGCGAGGAUACCUACGCAGUCUCCCUUUGAGCAAAGGUGGUCAUCUAGUCGGGCAGGGCCAGUCGAGUCGCCUCAAAAAAGGCAACGACUGGACAGCGACAAGGAAAACCAGUUCGACCAAGGCCACCCACCGGUCCGACCAACAAGGCCGCGCUUACCUCAGCCCGUGCAGCUAAGUCAGACUGUUCCGCCAACUCCUCGCCGCGCGGGAUCCCCGGUGGAAUUUGAACAGGCUGUGGAGUUGUCGUCAGACGAUGAGUCUACACAACCGCCCACGAAGGCGACGAGGCCGGGCACUGGAGUGGUAUGCAACCAAAGAAGGAGAACAGUGGCAGAGCAGCUACCUGUUCCUGAACAACCACCACAUGCGAGACCGUGGCCACUCCCAAGAGUGAAUGCCAGGAAAGAGAAAGCGAGCAGAGAGAUGCAGAAGAAAGCCAAAGCGCCUGGAAAUCCAAAGACAUCCACCAACGAGGAGCCCUCAAAGUCUCGCAUCUCGAGACUGCUGAUCGGCCAACCAAGGCCCCGGCCCAAACUGACUUGUGUGCUACCGUUUGUGAAAAAUCCGUCAAGGCCACAAACACUCCAAAGUCCGUGCCGACACUCUUCUCAAGGACAUAUAUCGUCACCUCUCGAGGAAUACGUGUCGAUGUCAGCCAGGCAGGAUGUCCAAGCCAAUGUCGAUGAUUGUGUGGAAUCAAUUCAGCCCACAUGCUCCGGUCAGUCAAGCACGCAUGGGCCAGUGCAGGAAGAGGACGGCAGUUGCAGCCCUCUAUUCAUACCAGAGGAGCAUCCUAAAGAGGUUUCACCCUCUCCUCCACCGCUCCCAACCCAAGAGGAAUUCCCCUUUCCCGGCUCUGAUAACCGCGAGCUGUCUGAAAGUCCAGCGAAAUCCAGUGUGGCCGCAUGCCUCCAAGCUGAGCAGGUGGCGAUUCCUACACCGCAGCUUGACAUAGAUACCCGAGCAUCUGCGAGUAAAGAAUGCCCCGGCCCACAGCCCCCCUUGGUGGUCCACCAGCAUCCUCCCAGUCAACGCGACCUGUUACCGGGACCUCCCAAUGGUUCUGAUGGACGUCAAUUGCGACGAGUCUUUUCUGAAAAUGACGUGGUGGAAGACGACGGAUUCACUCUGAUCCCAGAACCUGCACCACCGCAUUUGAGAAGCCCCUUGAAGGUGCUAGACAAUGUCCCAGUGAGGAAGAGCCCCAGCAAGCUCCAACGGUGUGCCUCCGACACCAGUACGUUGGAUGCAGACAACCACCACAUGGAAGAAUUAACCGAGGACGGCACCAAAGGGCCCACAGGACCGUGGACUGAGGACGAAGCCUUUCUUUUGUUUGACUGGUGGCCUGCCGACAUGGAAAAGCCGGUAUACUGGAAGGACACGACGGCAAAUGUCUUGCCCCGCGUGCUGCCUGUGACGGCUGCAGAUGUUCGGGCAGGCAUUACAACAGCCCGUCAGUAUCUCUUCCUGCGCAACGAAGUAGAUGUGUUAUGA
Molecule: messenger RNA, 1971 nt
Organism: Fonsecaea erecta
Lineage: Eukaryota; Fungi; Ascomycota; Eurotiomycetes; Chaetothyriales; Herpotrichiellaceae
Exons: 1
Coding region: 1-1971 (656 amino acids)
Biological process (GO): double-strand break repair
Cellular component (GO): nucleus; site of double-strand break
Source: RefSeq, a predicted model, not a curated record